This is a messenger RNA of Dermacentor silvarum, 504 nucleotides long. RefSeq lists its product as uncharacterized. The transcript has 4 exons. Gene Ontology annotation, molecular function: DNA binding. The record is from RefSeq and is a predicted model, not a curated record. Lineage: Eukaryota; Metazoa; Arthropoda; Arachnida; Ixodida; Ixodidae. Bases 120 to 497 code for a protein of 125 amino acids.
CAUGUGACCACUUGGAAGAAAUAGAAAGUCUGCAGAACACAGUGGAAAGCCUGCAAGAAGAGCUUCGCGAGACUCGAGCUGAGCUUGCCCAAGCACGGCAGUGUAUUGAUGCUGCAAAAAUGGUCAAGCGACUAAAGCACAUGAUAGACAAGGCUGGCACUCCUGCAGAGGCUGUUGGCGUUGCACCGGCCCCAAAAGUAGACAUCGGUGACGGUGUGUACGUUGAAGAAGGCCUGCUUAUGAGGCUGCGCCUGGAUGCAAAUAAUUCAGGUUCACGGUUCGCGAGGGGCCUCCUUAAAGCUCUUUUUACAAAAGAAGAGCUUGAAGGGAGGUCCCUCUUUGGGCGGCCUUCGAAUGCCCAUAAAGGCCUUCCGCAGAAGGAGCCACUAGACUCCAGGAAGGUCAACGCCAUAUUGGGCUACACAACGCGGCACUUCAAUGUCCGGCCAGGACAGCUCAAGAACACAUUGUCGUCACUUCUAGCCCGGGGCUAUUAAAUGGAUU